GAGCUGUAGCUGUAAAAUGUAGAGAAAUAAAUAAAUCUUUAAUGAAAUUUGGAUCUCACCAUUCUCUUCUCCCUCAUGUUAGUGUAGUGUGUUUCUUGUGAUCUCUUUGACUUUACAUCAUAAAGAUAUGAGAAGAAACAAACAACAAAAACAUGACAAAACUCACAGUCACAAACCUAAUAAACAUAAUCAAAGACAAAGCUUCACAAAGCAAAGCAGCGUUACUUUCUAAACCCACCACCCUCUCUCUCUUACGCGCCACCACCCAUGACUCCUUCACUCCUCCCACCCACAAACAUAUCUCCACGCUCCUCUCUUCCACCGACGGUUCACGCGCCACCGCUUCCUCCUUUCUAGAACUCCUUAUGGACCGUCUUCAGAACACCAACAACGCCGCCGUUGCACUCAAGUCUCUCAUCAUCGUUCAUCAUAUCAUCAGCCAUGGUAGCUUCAUACUUCAAGAUCAGUUAUCUGUUUACCCUUCAACCGGUGGUAGAAACUAUCUUAACCUCUCGAAUUUUCGACAUAAUACAAAUCCAACUUCCUGGGAACUUUCUUGUUGGGUACGUUGGUUUGCUCAACAUAUUGAGAAUCUUUUAUGUACUUCACGAAUCUUGGGUUUCUUCUUUCUUGGAAAGUCUUUGUGUGAUGGUGAAGAGAGAGUUUCUUGUCUUACAAACUGUGGUUUGUUGAAGGAGUUUGACUCUUUGGUGACACUGGUUGAGGGGAUUUGUAAGAGACCAGAUCAAGUGAACAUGAACAAGUUGGUGGGUGAGAUAGUGAAUUUGGUUUGUGAAGAUUGGGUGGUGAUAGAAACUGUGGUGAUUGUUGAAGUGAAUGAGUUUAAGGAGAGAUUAGGGUGUUUGGAAUUUGGAGAAGCUGUUGAAUUGGUUUGUUGUUUGAAGAGGUUGGAAGAGUGUAAGGAGAGGGUGGUGAUGAUUUUGGAGUCACAACAGGGGUUAUGGGAUUCGGUGAGAGAGGUGAAGGAUAAGGUUGGUAUGGAGGUGUAUAAGGAAAAGGGUAAGGUGCAUAAGGAGGGAAGAAAGUCAAGGUUUAGUGAGUCUGAUCGGUUUUCUGCUAGAGUUAUCAGUUCUCGUGAUUCCCUUUGGUUUCCCUCUGGAAGUGAUACUGAUAGCUGCAAUAUUAAAGGUUUGUGGAUGAAGCUAUAAUACACAAGAGGUGGAUUUAUGAAAGGUUGCAGCCAUCUAAAAGUGGACUAUGAGUAUUCUUUUCAUGUGUACCGUAGAAAAAAGCAAACACUGGUUACUGGUAGUACAGUACCAACCCGUCUGAUAAAUUUGUUAUUGGUUACUGAAGUGUCUAUGUUAAGGAAUGGAUAAUAUGUGGGAAGUCAAAUUAUGCAGCUUUAGCACUACCCCACAAUGGUACUACUACUACUACUAGAUAUUAGCAAUAGCAUCUCAUGACUAAAAAGUGAAUGAGAUGAUCUAAUUUUCUAUUAUUUUGGACCAAAUAUUUCAAGGGAAAUGAAUCAUUCAUAUAAUUCAUGCCACCA
Messenger RNA from Medicago truncatula (barrel medic), 1516 nucleotides. RefSeq names its product putative clathrin assembly protein At4g40080. Bases 153 to 1169 code for a protein of 338 amino acids. Gene Ontology annotation, molecular function: clathrin heavy chain binding; SNARE binding; 1-phosphatidylinositol binding. Gene Ontology annotation, biological process: clathrin coat assembly; vesicle budding from membrane; clathrin-dependent endocytosis. The transcript is spliced from 3 exons. Gene Ontology annotation, cellular component: clathrin-coated pit; clathrin-coated vesicle. The record is from RefSeq and is a predicted model, not a curated record. NCBI's taxonomy places the organism in Eukaryota, Viridiplantae, Streptophyta, Magnoliopsida, Fabales, Fabaceae.